Molecule: messenger RNA, 2995 nt
Organism: Myxocyprinus asiaticus (Chinese sucker)
Lineage: Eukaryota; Metazoa; Chordata; Actinopteri; Cypriniformes; Catostomidae
Gene: ctso
Product: cathepsin O
Exons: 8
Coding region: 113-1126 (337 amino acids)
Cellular component (GO): lysosome
Molecular function (GO): cysteine-type endopeptidase activity
Source: RefSeq, a predicted model, not a curated record
AAACACGCAUCCCGGAUACAUGCAGGGGGAAAUAAUCUAGCUCAGAAACUCAUGUGGCGAAACGAAAGUGCGCGAAAUGAUUUACUGAAUGGUUACCUAUGACUUUUUGUAAAUGGCGUUUACUUCAACGUUUGUUGGUUUGAUACUUUGCCACGGACUGCUUCACUGGUCCAACAGUGUCGAAUUAAUGAAGAGAAAUCAGACGGAGGGAGGACAGCGAUUUAUGUCUUUUCAGCAACAGUACGGUCGAAUUUACAGUAAUGAGGAGCUUUCUGAGGGACGAAUACAUUUCCAGAAUUCAAUUAAGAGACAUGCGCUUCUGAACUCAGUGCUAAAGAAAUCAAACAACUCUGCCAGGUAUGGAAUCAACCAGUUCUCUGAUUUAUCUCCAAAACAAUUCAAAGAGCGCUAUCUCACAGUCCAGGCUGAGGCAGCUCCAAAGUUUGACAUCAACAGACCUGGUAUCCAUGUUAAGACGAGUUAUCCACCAAGGUUUGACUGGAGGGACAGUGGAGUUGUUGGACCAGUCCAAAACCAGAAGGGGUGUGGAGGAUGCUGGGCCUUCAGUGUGGUGGGAGCCAUUGAAUCAGUAUCUGCCAAAGAAGGUGGAAAACUACAGCAACUCAGUGUACAGCAAGUAAUAGACUGUUCUUACAAUAACCAGGGCUGCAAUGGUGGAUCCCCUGAUGAAGCUCUGUACUGGCUCACACAGACCAAAUUGAAGUUGGUAAACCAGGCAGAGUAUCCCUACAAAGCUGUGGCUGGGAUCUGCCAGUACUUUCCUCAGUCUCAUGAUGGAGUGGUAGUGAAGAAUUACUCUGCUCAUGACUUCAGGACACAUGAAGAGGAGAUGAUGAGUAUACUCGUGGAACAUGGGCCUCUUGUUGUCAUUGUUGAUGCCAUAAGCUGGCAGGAUUACCUGGGUGGCAUCAUUCAACACCACUGCUCAAGCCACAAUGCCAACCAUGCUGUACUGAUCACAGGUUAUGAUACCACAGGGGAAGUGCCAUACUGGAUAGUACGCAAUUCAUGGGGAACCUCAUGGGGUGACAGUGGCUAUGUUUACAUUAAAAAAGGGGACAAUAUGUGUGGCAUUGCAGAGAAUGUUGCUGCUGUUUUUGUAUAAUUACUGUGUUGAUAAUCUUCAUACUUCAGAGAUCAGCAAGUGACAAAUCGAUAUUUUAAAAUAUCAGCAUCGGGACAGUAACCUGGCUUGAUUCUCCAGUGUACUGUAGCUGUUGAGAAUUCUAAAAAUUCUCAUGGGAAAUGUGGGUAACAAAUCCUGUUGCCUCUUGAAUGCAAAGCAAAAUAGGUCCACACUUGAGCUAAUUCCCCUAUUCCUAAUCCCAGCUACAACAGCCCAAAAUAAUCUCUGACUCUUCAUGUUAGUUAUGAAACACACCCUAACCACAUAAUUUUAUUAAGAAUGUUUUAACUUCUCGAGAAUAACAGAACACUUACUACGCAGUUAAAUCUUUGUAUUAGCAUGACAUUGCACUGACAUAUGACAUGCAAGUGAAUUCAUAAAAGAAAAUGUGAAAAAAGAUAUACAGCGGUGGCCAAAAAUAUUGGCACCCUUGUUAAAUAUGAGCAAAGUAGGCUGUGAAAAAAAAUAUGCAUUGUUUAUCCUUUUUAUCUUUCAUUCAAAAAAUUCAGAAAAAUCGAACCUUUAAUUGAAGUAAAACAAUUGAAAGAGGGGAAAUAGUUCAUUAUUAAAUAAAUAUUUUUCUCCAAAACACGUUGACCACAAUUAUUGGCACCCCUAGAAAUUCUUAUGAGUAAAAUAUAUCUGAAGUAUAUUCCCAUUCAUAUUUGACAUUUUUUUUAGUGCACCUGGUUGACUAGGAACAUGAAAUUGUUCAGCCAUGACUUCCUGUUUCUCAGGGGUAUAAAUAUGAGGUAACACACAGGCCAAAUUCCCUUACUCAUCAAUCACAGUGGGAAAGACCAAAGAAUAAAGUUAUGAUGUGCAGCAAAAGGUUGUUGAGCUUCACAAAAUGGGAAGUGGCUAUAAGAAAAUAGCCAAAGCAUUGAAAAUGACAUUUCCACCAUCAGGGCAAUAAUUAACAAGUUCCAAUCAACUGGAGAUCUUAAAAAUCAGCCUGGGAAAAAAGGUGUGUCUAUAUUUUUUUCACGCACAGUGAGGAGGAUGGUUCAAGUGGCCAAAUAAUCUCCAGGGAUCACAGCUGGAGAAUUGCAGAAAUUAAUUGGGUCUUGCGGUCAAAGUCUAAAAAAAAUAUAUAUAUAUAUAUCUCAGACAUCACCUAUAUCACCACAAGUUGUUUGGGAGGGUUUCAAGAAAAAAGCCUCUGCUCUCAUCCAACAACAAAUUCAAGCGUCUUCAGUUUGCCAGACACUACUGGAUCUUCAAAUGCUACUGGGUUCUAUGGUCAGAUGAAUGGUCUCAGAUCCCUUGCCAGGUGUUCUCCAACCUCAUUAGGCAUUAUAAGAGAAGACUCAGAACUGUUAUCUUGGCAAAGGGAGGUUGCAAAAAGUAUUGAAUAACAGGGUGCCAAUAAUUAUGGCCAAUGCGUUUUGGAGAAAAAAUGUAUUUAAUAAUGAGAUAUUUCCCCAGUUUCAAUUGUUUUGCUUCAUUUAAAGUUUAGUUUUUUGUGAUUUUUUUUUAAUGAAAGAUCAAAAGGAUAAUGCAGAUUUUUUUUUUCACAGCCUUCAUUGCUCAUAUUUACCAAGGGUGCCAAUAUUUUUGUCCACCACUGUAUUAUUAUAUGUGAAAACUAAUGUAAUAUAAAGGAAAGGCAAUAUGGUAUUAAUACAGGAUGUACCAGAUAUUCAGACUUUAUCUGCUUUUGUAAAUUUCUGUAACUACAAAGUUUACUUUUUAUUUUAUUUUUUACCUUUUUGGUAUUUAGUAUAUUUGUUGCAAGAAUUAUAUGCCAUUAAAUUGAGAGUAUAAAACCUAUUAUAUCCAAGAACAUAUUUUGACAGGAAACAGACUCUAAUUUUCUUUAAUAAACAAGAACUAUCUUUGUCUUUA